GCUGGCUGGAUAUCGCAGGAACUACGACUAGACGUUUUCUCGCUUUCAUUCACGUCAGAUUGAUACUCUCAAACCCGGACGUAACCAACGCCUAGUCGCCGGAGAGGAACGAUGCAGACCAUAAAGUGUGUGGUGGUUGGAGAUGGAGCUGUCGGAAAGACCUGCCUUCUCAUCUCAUACACAACCAACAAAUUCCCCUCUGAAUAUGUUCCCACGGUUUUUGAUAACUAUGCUGUCACAGUGAUGAUUGGAGGCGAACCGUAUACACUGGGACUUUUUGACACAGCAGGUCAGGAAGACUACGACAGACUUCGACCUCUCAGUUAUCCGCAGACAGACGUCUUCCUUGUUUGCUUCUCGGUUGUUUCUCCUUCCUCCUUUGAGAAUGUGAAAGAGAAGUGGGUACCAGAGAUCUCUCACCACUGUCCACGCACUCCAUUCCUUCUGGUGGGCACUCAGGUCGACCUGAGGGAUGACAAUAACACUGUGGAAAAACUUGCCAAAAAUAAGCAGCGCCCCAUAUCGCCCGAGAGUGGGGAGAAGCUGGCCAGAGACCUCAGAGCUGUCAAAUACGUGGAGUGCUCCGCCCUCACACAGAGAGGCCUGAAGAAUGUUUUCGACGAGGCGAUACUUGCUGCCCUUGAACCUCCGGAGACCAAACCCAAGAAGCGCUGCGUCCUUUUGUAGGAACACAAGCAGUGGGUGAUGCACUCACUCCAACAAGAGAGGCAGAGAAAAAGAAACAUUCUGGUGGGGUUUUUUUUUAAGGUUGGUAGGGCUUGGGGUUUAAAGUGGAGAGAGCUACAAUUGGGAAAAAUUACGGGAACAAAACAGCAAAAAAACAUGAUAAUGGAGGAAUUGGCAACGAAAAUGGUAUUGCAAACCAAUGCACACUGUGCCUUUCUAAAUCUUUCUAGAACAGCAGAAGAAAUUAGAGAACCCUGGAACCAAUAACACCCCUGCAAAUAAAGUAUAACGAUUUAAAAAUGAGAUAAAGGCGCACUUUACGCAUGUGAUGUCUUUCAGAACAACAUAUAGAUUCAUUUUAAUGCUUGAAGUGUCAGUUACAUGUAAUGGAUCCCAAAAAAUAAAAAAGUGUGACAGUGGCACAGAUACAUGAGAUUAAAUGCUUCAGGUUUCUGAUCGGCAUCCAAAAUGAUUUUUCGAAAUGCUUUCGCUGGACAAACACUUGGUUUGUCUUUGACACAUGCUUCGCUCUAAGCCGCACAAGAAUGGUUAGCACACAAUGUCUAUAAACAGCACAUUUCAUAAAGUGUAAAGCCAAACAUGCUGACUGGUCUGAUGAGCACUUCUGCAGGGCUCAGCUAUUUGCUCUGUAACCUGUGGAUAGUGUGUUUGCAGAAGCUGAUUUCAGCUUUCUUGAGUGUCCUCAUUUGAGCGCUUUCGCCGCGUCGCAAAAUUGCAAUGGGCACAAAGCUAUUUUAGACAAAUUUGCCUUUGAGUGUUGUUAUGGGGUCUGUUUCUAGUUUUUAAUGUUGCAUUUUUGCCAGUUCUAGACUCGCAUGACAACUGUAGGCAGGUUGUAUUCUAUGUGUGGUUCGCAUACUGUUGUUAAUACGUACUGGACUGGAUCUGGCACAAAAGCAAGCUAACGUGAUUGGUUUGGGCAUUUAAUGAGCUCUAAUCACUGACAAUGGCGUUGAAAUGGAAAUACAAAAAUAAACGAUAACAAUUUUAGAUAGUUUUACCAUUUUAAUGUUGGAAUCAGAGUGUUAUGGCCAUAGAAAUACACUAUGGCCACAUCCCCCCCUGAGUGACCUGUGUUAUAUGGUUUUUAAGAGAGUUUGGGAUUUGCGUGGAAGCCAAUGGAUUUUUAGUUCAAGCAUUUGUUUCUUCCUGUAUGAGCCAGACUGUUCUCUUCUUCUGUGGUUCAUGCUCCUAGAAUCUCUCUUAAGUGCAUUUACUCUUGAGCCAUGCAAUGCCUUCUGCUGGCCGGUUAGAAAACUGAAUUUUAUUUUUUAUUUUUUUAUUUUUUUCUCCUUUUGUUUUGACUUCGAGUAUGAUGUAUUAAAUGUAUUACUGUUUUCCUCUUGGGUGAAUGAAUUUAGUGGUGACGUUUUGAAACUUGAGUUUUUUUUUUAAAUGACUUUUUAUUUUAUUAUUUUUUUUUUUUUUUUGCUAGAGUACCAUUUGAUUGUGAUUUAUUAAUAAAAUAACAAUUUGAAAUGUAAUAUUUUGAAUAACCAAUCUUAACAGUCAUGUGAGUAAAAAGGAGGAUAACCAAUGAUGAUGACGGUUUGAAAUGUGGCCUUUUCUUAGUCAAGUUCUGCGGUGUUUGGAAUCUCACUAUAUUUGUAAUAAAAGUGGUGCGACUGACA
Labeo rohita (rohu) is the source of this 2339-nucleotide messenger RNA. RefSeq names its product cell division cycle 42, like (gene cdc42l). The record is from RefSeq and is a predicted model, not a curated record. The transcript is spliced from 6 exons. Gene Ontology annotation, biological process: modification of synaptic structure; small GTPase-mediated signal transduction. NCBI's taxonomy places the organism in Eukaryota, Metazoa, Chordata, Actinopteri, Cypriniformes, Cyprinidae. Bases 112 to 687 code for a protein of 191 amino acids. Gene Ontology annotation, cellular component: dendritic spine. Gene Ontology annotation, molecular function: GTPase activity; GTP binding.